AUGGCUCUUCUCCAUCGUGUCCUGGCUCUCGUGAGCCUUUGGUUGGGCGUUGUCUCUGCCACCCAAGCCUCCCAUUUCCACAAAAGAUCCUCCUCCGCUGGUCCCCUCCCACCGAGUCAAGAUCCAUGGUACACUGCGCCAGAAGGGUUCGAGAAUGCUGAGCCUGGCGCUGUCCUGCGUCUCCGACCUGCACCCGGCAACUUGACCAAGGUCACUGGCAACAGUUCGGCCGUGUACAACAUUCUUUACCGGACGACUGAUAGCCAGUAUAAGCCCACGUGGGCCGUCACCACCCUGUUUGUGCCAGAGUUGGGACCCAAUAGCACUGCAGCACGCAACUUUGACCAGGCUGCUCUCCUGUCUUACCAGGUGCCAUACGACUCUGCCGACGUUGACGCCAGCCCUAGCUACACUCUGUAUGAUGCCGAUGCCAGCGUUCCUUUUGGUACAGUCUUGGGGCUGGGGCUUUUCAUCUCUGUACCAGACUAUGAAGGCCCAUUGGCUUCAUUCACUGCUGGUGUCAUAUCUGGGCAUGCAACCAUUGACUCGGUCCGUGCUGUGCUCUCCCUCGGCCUGGGUUUGAACACCACCUCGCCUCGCGUCGCUCUCUGGGGAUACUCUGGAGGUGCCCUUGCUAGCGAGUGGGCGUCUGAGUUGGUGGUUCAAUACGCUCCGGACCUGUCAGAGACCAUUGUCGGCGCUGCCUUGGGAGGCCUGACCCCCAACGUGACCAGUGUUCUCGAGUCCAUCACCGGCCAAGACGGCGCUGGAUUGGCCCCAAGCGCUAUCCUCGGCCUGACCAGCCAAUACCCCGAGGUACAGAAAUAUUUGAUCUCCAAGCUCAAGACUGAGGGACCGUACAACAAGACCGGGUUCCUGGCUGCCUUGGAUUUUACUUCACCCGAGGCUGGUGUCGCAUAUGCCGGAGUUGAUAUCGGUGACUUCUUCAAAGACGGUCUCGAUACCUUCCGAGACCCCAAGCUUCAAAGAAUCAUCAAUCGCGAUGGCAUCAUGGGCUAUCACGGCGUGCCUCAAUGGCCCAUCUUCGCCUACAAGGCCAUCAACGAUGAGAUCAGCAAGGUCGCCGACACGGAUGCCCUCAUCGAGAGAUACUGCCAGGUCGGUGCCAACAUCUUGUACCAGCGGAACUCGGUUGGCACGCACUCGGAGGAGUUUGCGUACGGUCUCUCUGCCGUUUUUGAGUGGCUGGGAGCUGUUCUGACGGGUACAUAUGCCGAGGUGUAUGAAACUGAGGGUUGUACCAUCCAGAACAUCACGAGGAAUGAUACCUCCAGCCCGUUGAAGCGACGCGAUGUACCGAAUGGCGUCUUUAAUUUGUGGUAA
Messenger RNA from Fusarium keratoplasticum, 1344 nucleotides. RefSeq lists its product as uncharacterized. The coding region runs from base 1 to 1344 and encodes 447 amino acids. Lineage: Eukaryota; Fungi; Ascomycota; Sordariomycetes; Hypocreales; Nectriaceae. The record is from RefSeq and is a predicted model, not a curated record. Gene Ontology annotation, molecular function: triacylglycerol lipase activity. Gene Ontology annotation, biological process: lipid catabolic process. The transcript has a single exon.